Molecule: messenger RNA, 917 nt
Organism: Labeo rohita (rohu)
Lineage: Eukaryota; Metazoa; Chordata; Actinopteri; Cypriniformes; Cyprinidae
Gene: fdx1b
Product: ferredoxin 1b
Exons: 5
Coding region: 275-781 (168 amino acids)
Biological process (GO): P450-containing electron transport chain; positive regulation of oxidoreductase activity
Cellular component (GO): mitochondrion
Molecular function (GO): 2 iron, 2 sulfur cluster binding
Source: RefSeq, a predicted model, not a curated record
AUCCAAAGUGGUUUUGAACGGAGUGCCCAUAAGGCAAGGUGGCAGAUUUCAAACCACGUUCUUCCAGGAGUUCUGUGGCAGCCAUUGGGAUGGAUUAUAUCUCUGGAUACCUAUCACUCGGUCUCUUGAUAUCAGCAUUGGACAAUCAAAAACCUGUACAGGAUUGGCCUUCCCAUGGAGCUUGCAGCCUUGAAAUAAAGAACAUCCGAAAAUUAGAUGCAGAGCCUCCUCAGUCAUAGACCCACAUGCACACACGCUUGCACAGCAGGACAGCAUGGCCUUUCGUAAGUGUGUGGCUCUCCUGCUACGUUCCAGCUUGGCUCCCAUGUGUCACCCAGGAUUCACGAGGACCCAGCCAAGAUUUCUUCACACAGUUCCUAGACUCAGCAGUCAAUCCCAGCAAAAUGGUUCCUCGGGCUCUAAAGUGCUGGUGCACUUUGUAAAUCAGUCGGGGAUAAAGAGCAGCGUGUUUGUCACGGAGGGAGAGACUCUUCUAGACGUGGUCAUCAAGAAGAAUCUUGACAUCAGUGGCUUUGGAGCAUGCGAGGGCACUCUGGCCUGUUCGACCUGUCACCUUAUAUUUGAAGAGAAUGUGUAUGACAAACUGGAGCCAGUGGUGGAUGAAGAGGUUGACAUGCUGGAUUUGGCUUACGGACUCACCAAAACAUCUCGUUUGGGGUGUCAGGUGACUGUGGAGCGCUGGAUGGACGGAAUGACAGUUCACGUUCCGCAAGGGAUACAUGAUCAACGAGGGAAACAAGAGGCAGUCAGCAGCAAAUGAUAAGCAAGCUCUCACAUGUACAAUUACCAUGUAAACUUAAUAAAGGGGACAUCGGAUGCCCAUUUUCCACAAGUUGGUAUGAUUCUUUCAUGAAAUGUCUGUAACAUACUUAGGUUAAAAUUCCUUAAUAGUCAAG